CUUCCGCUGCUGGGCCUGGUGGUUCCUGGGAAAUGGAGUCCAAGCCGUCUUGAAACACAACGGCCCCUUUAUCCUUGAGACUCCAUUCCCCAGCAAUCUCAGCGUGCAGCGUGUGUUAUGGAGCCGCAUGUCGCAGAACUGCAGCAGAAGGUUGAGGACACGUUGUGUCCUUUUGGCUUCGAGGUUUAUCCCUUCCAGGUGGCGUGGUACAAUGAACUACUGCCUCCAGCCUUCCACUUGCCCCUGCCAGGACCUACUCUGGCCUUCCUAGUACUCAGCACGCCUGCCAUGUUUGACCAGGCCCUCAAGCCCUUUUUGCAGAGCUGCCACCUCCAACCACUGACAGACCCCGUGGACCAGUGUGUGGCCUACCACCUGAGUCGUGUUAAACAGAGCCUCCCAGAGCUGCAGAUAGAAGUCAUUGCUGACUAUGAGGUACACCCCAACCGGCGUCCCAAGAUUCUGGCCCAGACAGCGGCCCACGUGGCAGGGGCUGCCUACUACUACCAACGACAAGAUGUGGAGGAUGACCCCUGGGGAAACCAGCACAUAUCGGGUGUAUGCAUACACCCCCAGUUUGGGGGCUGGUUUGCUAUCCGAGCGGUGGUGCUGCUGCCAGGGAUAGAGGUGCCGGACCUGCCACCCAGAAAGCCCCCCGACUGUGUGCCUACAAGAGCUGACCGCAUUGCCCUGCUUGAAGGCUUCAAUUUCCGUUGGCGUGACUGGACUUACCGGGAUGCUGUGACCCCACAGGAGCGCUACUCAGAGGAGCAGAAGGCCUACUUCUCCACCCCACCAGCCCAACGCUUGGCCCUGUUGGGCUUGGCCCAGCCCUCAGAACCUAGGCCCUCAUCCCCUGGGCUUUCCUUUACUACAGUCAACUGCAAGAAGCCUCAGAAUCCUGGCAGAGCCCGGAGCUGGCUCAGCCCGAGAGUCUCACCACCUGAAUCCCCUGGCCCUUGACAGCUUACUCUCUGCAGAAUCCUUAUUUAUACUGGCACUUACCAAGACUUAAGAGUUUAUUCUGGGUACGAGAUGACCACUUCUGGUACUAAGUCUUCAAUGUGGUCACCAAGGCUUGAUCAGGGCUGACAUUGUGGUGCAGCAAGCAGGUUAAACUACCACAUUCCAAAUGGGUGCCAGUUGUGUCCCAGUUGCACCAAUUCCAAUCCAGCUCCCUAAUGCUUGUGGUACAGCAGAGGAUGGUACAAGUAUUUGGGCCCCUGUCACCCACGUGGGAGACCCAGUUGAAGCUCCUGGCCCAGCCUUGGCCAUUGUGGCCAUUUGGGGAGCAAACAGAUGGAAGCACUCUCUGUAACUCCCUUUCAAAUAAAUCUUUAAAAGAAAAGCUUA
Molecule: messenger RNA, 1353 nt
Organism: Oryctolagus cuniculus (rabbit)
Lineage: Eukaryota; Metazoa; Chordata; Mammalia; Lagomorpha; Leporidae
Gene: MMACHC
Product: metabolism of cobalamin associated C
Biological process (GO): cobalamin metabolic process
Cellular component (GO): cytoplasm
Molecular function (GO): FAD binding; cyanocobalamin reductase (cyanide-eliminating) (NADP+) activity; demethylase activity
Source: RefSeq, a predicted model, not a curated record